This is a messenger RNA of Nematostella vectensis (starlet sea anemone), 2547 nucleotides long. RefSeq names its product long-chain-fatty-acid--CoA ligase 4. NCBI's taxonomy places the organism in Eukaryota, Metazoa, Cnidaria, Anthozoa, Actiniaria, Edwardsiidae. Gene Ontology annotation, cellular component: lipid droplet; plasma membrane; endoplasmic reticulum. The record is from RefSeq and is a predicted model, not a curated record. Gene Ontology annotation, molecular function: long-chain fatty acid-CoA ligase activity. Gene Ontology annotation, biological process: long-chain fatty-acyl-CoA metabolic process; neuron differentiation; long-chain fatty acid metabolic process. Bases 146 to 2272 code for a protein of 708 amino acids. The transcript is spliced from 11 exons.
CCCCACUAUCAAUAUUCAUCGCUCUUUUGUUGCCGCGGUUUUGAGGUGCGCGCGCAUGUAGCUAGUGGAGUGACGAGAGAAGCGUGGACUUUGCUCCAAGAAACACUCCAUAAAAAGCUCCUCCACUCUAACUGAUUGCUUUAAAAUGGAGCGAUCUCUGGUGGAAAACGUCUUCUUGUUCACCCUAAAUGUGGCUGGCUGGCUAUGGGGAGUUAUGAGCUUUGUGCCAUGGUAUUACAUGAGCGGAAGAAGCGGGCAAAUUCGCCGGCAGAAAAUCCAAGCUCGUCCUACAAGUCUGGUUCCAGGCGCACCGUACCGAGACGUAGAACAUUUUGACGCGCUUGUCACUACACUCUACAAAGGGAUAACAACCAUGGACCAGUUAUUUAGACGCUCUGUUCAGCUAUAUGCCUUUCGAAAGUGCCUUGGAACAAGAGAAACACUCAGCAUUGAAGAAGAAACACAACCAAAUGGAAGAGUGUUCAAAAAAGAAAUUAGGGGAGAGUACAAUUGGUUGACUUAUGCAGAGGUUGACUCUCGUGCAAGAAACCUUGGCAAUGGUCUUAUCACUCUUGGCCAACAACCCAGGCAGAAUAUUGUGGUGUUUGCCGAAACUCAAGCUGAUUGGAUGGUGUCUGCACUAUCAUGCUUUGGAUUUGGCUUUCCUGUUGUUACAAUCUAUGCAACCCUUGGAGAUGAAGCCGUGGCACAUGGUAUUAAUGAAACAGAAGUGAACUUUGUAAUAACAGACUCUGUUCUGCUCCCUAAGCUGGCAGCCGUCUCGGGGCAAUUAACACAACUCCAACACAUUAUUUAUAUGGGAAAUGCCAAAAAAUCUGUGCUGAUGAAUUUUCCAAGCUCUAUAAAGCUACACUCAAUGGUGGAAGUUGAAGAGCUAGGAUCAAGGCAAGGAAAUGCCCAGAGUAGAUACGUACCACACCCUGAGGAUACUGCAGUAAUUAUGUACACAAGCGGCUCCACAGGGUUACCAAAAGGUGUGAUAAUCUCCCAUGCCAACCUGUUAGCUGCUACAGCUGCCAUGGGUGCCAGAGUUGAGCCAUCCAUCACUGAGAAAGAUGUUUAUGUCGGCUAUCUUCCACUUGCCCACGUCCUUGAACUUGUUGCGGAAAAUGCUCUUCUUGCUCACGGCGCAUGCAUCGGGUACUCCAGCCCUCUCACCCUAUCUGAUCAGUCUUCAAAGAUCAAGAAAGGCAGCAAGGGUGACUUGACUGUGCUUCGUCCAACACUGAUGGCUGCCGUACCGGUGAUAAUGGACAGGAUCCGCCAGAAUGUUAUGGAGAAGGUAAAGGAUGGACCCAGACUGCUUCAGCUCUUCUUCACCUUUGCAUAUAACUACAAACUGCAGCAAAUCAAGAGGGGAUAUGAUGCUCCACUGCUCAACAGAUUCAUCUUUGCCAAGUUACGGAAGCUGCUAGGUGGGCGUGUACGGCAGAUGCUCAGUGGCGGUGCACCUCUCUCGUCAGACACACAGUACUUCAUGAACGUCUGCUUCUGCUGUCCAGUAGGCCAGGGCUAUGGACUCACUGAGACAUGUGGAGGCGGCACCAUUUGCCAUACAUGGGACAGGACUACUGGCCGUGUUGGACCACCAAUUGCAAGCUGUGAGGUGAAACUAGUCAGCUGGGAAGAAGGAGGCUACACGAUCCGUGACAAGCCCUUUGCUCGUGGGGAAAUUGUUAUUGGUGGAAGUAAUGUUACUUUGGGAUACUAUAAAAAUCCGCAAAAGACACAAGAGGACUUUGAGGUGGACCGCAAUGGUCAGCGCUGGUUCCACACAGGGGACAUAGGAGAGUUCCAUGAUGAUGGCUGCCUUAAGAUUAUCGAUCGCAAAAAAGACCUUGUAAAGCUGCAGUCUGGCGAGUAUGUAUCCCUGGGCAAGGUGGAGGCGGCCCUUGCCCAGUGCCAGUAUGUCGAGAAUGUGUGUGUCUUCGCUGACAGUCUCAAGACCUUCUGCGUCUGCCUAGUUGUACCCAGGCCCAAGCAGCUGAAACAGCUAGCUGACAGUCUACAGGUGCCCACUGACGAUUGGUCAGCGGUAUGCUCCAACAAGGCAAUCAGGGAAGCUGUGUUGAAGGACAUUCGGAUUGUUGGGAAUAGCGCCAAACUUGAGAAGUUUGAAAUUCCCCAAAGGAUGUGUCUUGUGUUGGAACAGUGGACACCGGAGAGUGAGCUUGUCACCGCUGCCCUCAAACUCAAGCGCAAGAACAUCACCUCCUUUUACCAAGACACCCUGCGCACCCUGUACAACUAAGCUACCGUCGACACACCCUGCACAGCAGAAAGCUGUCAAAGCCCCCUUCUGACCACCUCUUCCCACUUAUCUUUGGUCAGAAGUCUUUUAUUCCUUUCUUCUCUAAUUUCAAGUUUUUGUAAAUAUAUUUUUUGGAAUAAGUUUGGUUUGGUUAGAAUUUGAAUGUUGGUAUAUUCAGGAUAUUGCGUCUUCUGUUGUUGUUUGAGAGCAGUCUUGUCUUACAUACUGAGUGUUAUUUGGUUGUCAUUUUCUGGAUAAUAAAGUUGAUGAAACAG